This is a messenger RNA of Closterium sp. Naga37s-1, 302 nucleotides long. NCBI's taxonomy places the organism in Eukaryota, Viridiplantae, Streptophyta, Zygnematophyceae, Desmidiales, Closteriaceae. The record is from the annotation of a GenBank genome assembly.
UUUCUGAUGGGGACAGGGUUCCCUGUCCCCAGAAGAGGUGGGUGCAUGUGGAGCUUCCGCUCUCUCUGCUUGCGCUGGGACUCUGGCGCCACCUUGCUUUUCGCCCCAGGAAACUGUGCCCUGUUAUGAUGGAAAUGAUGGACAACAAGGGGGCUGAAUUGGAGGCGCUGGGGAGGAUGGCGGAGGAGGGGAAGGUGAAGGUGGUGGUGGAGAGUAGUGUGGUGUUUGAAGAGGCGAGAGAGGCGUGGCGGAGGAGCAUGGGAGGGCAUGUGACAGGCAAGGUGGUGGUUAGGAUGGAGUGA